Symbiodinium natans is the source of this 333-nucleotide messenger RNA. The record is from the annotation of a GenBank genome assembly. Lineage: Eukaryota; Dinophyceae; Suessiales; Symbiodiniaceae.
AUGUUAAGCUGCAGCUGGAGAAACAGCAGGAUAAUGCAGGGUAUCCCACACCGGCAGGCACGGGUUGUCCCAGGUGCCUUCAACAAGCUGGAGGAUCGCAAGACCAUCGUAGAUUGCGGCGUGAGCGGCGGGAAGCUUCCGCUGAUCCUGGUCCGAAACUCGAGCUUUCUGCCCUCAAGGCGCUUCGAUGGCUCCUUGGAAGGUUACGUCUUCAAGCUGAGGGACCAGGGAUUGGGCUACUACCCCAGGCACCGAGCGGCUCUCACAGAAAAGCACAACCAACCAGCCACCGCCAGGGAGGUCGGGAAUCGAAAAUCCGUGAGGACAGAAUAG